Colletotrichum graminicola M1.001 is the source of this 969-nucleotide messenger RNA. RefSeq names its product thioredoxin. The record is from RefSeq and is a predicted model, not a curated record. NCBI's taxonomy places the organism in Eukaryota, Fungi, Ascomycota, Sordariomycetes, Glomerellales, Glomerellaceae. The transcript is spliced from 3 exons. Bases 1 to 969 code for a protein of 322 amino acids.
AUGUCUACGGUUCACAUCAAGUCGCCGACGGAGUUCCAGACGCUCUUGUCGAGCUCCCGCAUAGUCGUUGCGGACUUCUAUGCAGACUGGUGCGGUCCCUGCAAGGCCAUUGCGCCCCUCUACGAACAGCUCUCGUCGUCGCUGUCCCGCAAGAAUGUCGUAACUUUCGUCAAGAUCGAUGUCGAGGCCCAGAAAGAGAUCGCCUCCGCCUACAACAUUACCUCUCUCCCCACUUUCAUGAUCUUCCGCGAGGGCAAGACCCUUGAAAAGGUUCAAGGUGCCGACCCCCGCAAGCUCCAGGAGGUAGUUAAGAAGUUGGCCAAGGAGGUUUCUGAGGGCGGCUCCGGAUCUGGCGAGGCUUCCGGCAGCUCGGGCGGUGGAUCAUGGAGAGGCGUAGAGCUGCCUCGCGGCUACAGCGACAUUACCGAUCAAGUCGAGGCUAGAGGCUGUGAGCUGCUCAAUGCCGAUGAGGACUUCGGCCCAGUUCGCGUCCUCUUCGACAUGUCGAAGCCCAGUGCGCUGGCCAAGAAGGAGGGUGUGAAGGAUUGGGUUGAGAGUGGCGCCGACGACCAGCUCCUCCUGUUCAUGCCCUUCCAGGCCAUGCUGAAGCUGCACACACUUCAGCUCACCUCUCUUCCUCCUGCCGACGACGACGAGGCCCCGAUGCGCCCUGGUACCAUCCACCUCUACACGAACAAGCCGCACAACCUCGAUUUUAGCGAAGCUGACGAUACCCCUCCCACGCAAGCCAUCGAGCUUACCGAGAAGGACUGGAACGCCGACGGCACCGCCAACAUUGGUCUGCGUUUCGUCAAGUUUCAGAACAUCACCAGCCUGAUCAUCUACGUCACCAAGGGCGACGGCGAAGGCGAGAAGGUCCGCCUCGACCGCGUGCGCCUCAUUGGCGAGUCGGGAGAGAAGAGAGAGAUGGGCAAGCUGGAGAAGAUUGGCGAUGAGGCCGGCGAGUAG